This is a messenger RNA of Scheffersomyces stipitis CBS 6054, 2288 nucleotides long. It is a transcript of the gene ECM3, whose product is annotated as putative ATPase. Lineage: Eukaryota; Fungi; Ascomycota; Pichiomycetes; Serinales; Debaryomycetaceae. The transcript has 3 exons. Gene Ontology annotation, biological process: transmembrane transport. Gene Ontology annotation, cellular component: membrane. Bases 460 to 2133 code for a protein of 557 amino acids. The record is from RefSeq and is a predicted model, not a curated record.
CUGGAUUCCACAGCAUCAGCAGAAGUCUUUGAAAUGCCCCAAACGGUAUCCAUACUUAACUGUUUGUAAGAAAAGAGCAACUACACCCGCGCCGGAAUACAAAUCCCCCAAACUCGGCUUGAUAUUCCAUAUAUAGGUUGUUGUUCCGUAUCUUUCUACCCCAUUAAACCAUCGCAAAAUAACUUAAGUACUCCACAUUUUCCAUCUUGAGAGCAGCUUUUCUCCCUUAUACCUAUCUCGGCUUCAUAAUAGACGAUAGUCCAUUACUUAAGGAAAGACCAAAGUAACAGUUAUUCUAUCAUUCCUGACAUAAUCGGACUUGCGAUUUCAAAUUUUUCAGCCAUCUCAUAAUACAAACUAAAACCAGCGUUGGAUUUUGGCGUUAGUUACAAUAGAAUAUUGUUCGAAUACCAACGUGACUAAAGCAACGUCACGUACCUAACAAAAAAGACCAAAGCCAUGUCUGAACAGCAUCCAUUGGGGCUCAUCAUCUAUGCAGCCACAAAGCCCAUCUUCAAAAUCUACUUCAUCAUAGCCUUGGGCUAUUACUUGGCAAAGAAGAACAUUCUCACGGUGACGACAUGUCGUGAUAUUGCCGACACCAUUGUAACAGCCAUUAUGCCCUGUUUGAUCUUUGAAAAUGUUGUCACCAACUUGAAAAGUUCAGAUAUCAAGAACAUAGGCAUAAUUUUUUUCUCGGGAACCUUGUUAUUUCUCAUUGGAGCCGUUUUUGGCUUCCUCACCUACUUUGUAACUGGCUCUCCACGUAGGUGGAUGGGUGGGUUGAUCUCUGUUGGACUUUUUCCCAAUAUCUCCGAUUUGCCCAUUGCCUACUUACAGACCUUGUCGAAAGGAGAUGUUCUUUUCACAGCUGACGAGGGAAGUAAAGGUGUAGCAUAUGUUUGUAUCUUUCUCGCCUCACAAGUGUUCUACCAGUUCAGUUUAGGCUUGUAUAGACUUAUCGAGUGGGAUUUCCGUGAAGAGCUCUUGGACAAUAAUAAAGAAGAACAAGAUGACGAAUCUAUAAUAACAGAUUCUACUGGUCCAUCAGCUGGUGAUACAACACAGAUGAACCAGAAUGACACUCUUUCAAUUCUGAGCAGCAUCAACUCAUCUAGCUCUAGAACAAUUUCUCAAGAAGACAAAGAACCCGUCCGUCAACGUAUGCGUUCUCAGCAGCAGACACAGGAAGAAGAAGAGGAUAUGCAGCACACGGAAUUUCUUAGAGUAAGGCAGUUGGAAAGAAUAGCUUCUUUACCCAGAUCCAUAUCUACAGAAGGUAGUCGUCUGUCUAGGAGGUCUAGAAGAGAUUCCAUAGCCAGCUACAAUCCUCUUCAAAUGAUUCCAUCCAGAACAGCAGAGCUAAGGAAACAAAAGUCCCAGGAUAUUCAUGAUGUCAUCAACGAAUACUCGGAAUUCGAAGCCUUGAGAGAUAGCGAAGUCAAGCGUACAGUUUCAGGUACGAGCCAGCUUGGGUUGGAUAUAGUUCGAAAUCCUACAAUCGAUGGCCAGUUGAAAGCCCCUGAAAAGCAGAGAAGUAAAUUUGUGCAGAGGCUUAUUGAAAUCGGGAAGAACUUCCUCACCCCCAAUUCUUUGUCACUUAUCAUUUCUCUAGCCAUCGCCAUGUCCCCUCCUUUAAAAGCGUUGUUCGUAGAAUCUAAUCAGGUUCACAUCCACCCUGCCCCAGAUGGCCAACCUCCGUUGUCAUUUGUGAUUGAUCUUACAAGUUAUAUUGGAGCUGCCUCUGUGCCGUUGGGCUUGAUUUUGUUGGGUGCCACGAUUUCACGGUUGCAAGUCAAAUCAAUGCCUAAAGGUUUCUGGAAGACAGCAGUGAUGAUAACAGCCUCGCGGUUGAUUCUUAUUCCAAUUUUCGGUGUCGGCGUCACCACAGGCUUCUACAAAGGUGGCUGGUAUGGAGAUGAUAAGUUAAUUCGUUUUGUCAGUGUGCUUGAGUUUGGAUUGCCCAAUGCGACAGCCUUGGUGUACUUCACAGCUUUCUACACUGACCCCAAAUCUGAAGAUCACUUGCAAAUGGAUUGUUUGGCUAUUUGCUUGAUCUUUCAGUACGCAAUUCUUUGUGUUACACUCCCAUUUCUUAUUACUUUCACCCUCCGAGUCUCGCUCGGGAUGUGACGUGACGUACCCAUGCCAGCGAGAAAACCUCAAUAUGUUCGAAAGACCAUUCAGCUUGCAUUAUCUUUUUCUCACCAUUGCAUUAUAUUCUCUGGUUUGUCAGACAUAGAACCGAGUACAAUUAAUAUAGGUAUAAUUAAUAGAUAUAUAUACAU